AUAGAGAUGGAGAGUUUCGACAUUUAGGAGACUUACAACCCCCAGAACAACUGUCGACCAUUAUUUCACAACCGAAAUUAGUCACAGAUACACAACAACUGGACACAGAAAACAAACAACCUCCAAAACAACUGUCGACCACUAAUUCAAAACCAAAAUUAGUCACAGAUACACAACAACAGGAACCAGAAAACAAAGAACCACCCAAACAACUGUCAAAAAUUACUUCACAAAGGCCGCUACUGACAGAUACACAACAACAGGAACCAGAAAAAAAACAACCCCCCAAACAACUGUCGACCACUUCUUCACAAACGCCGUUACUGACAGAUACACAACAACAGGAACGUUCAACGAGUAGUGACACAAAAAACACCAGCAAUCAAACAACUACCCCAGAAAACGACAGUUUUGAGGAUUCUAUCAAAACUGACUUUAACCAGUGGGAUAUCCUAGAUCAGCAAGAAGUAGAUGGGUUCUAUACCAAUACAGAUUCGGAGUUAGAUGCUUCUUAUAAAUAUGCUUAUUUGUCAGUACAAGCAAAUGAGAGUUUAGCUAUUGAAGUCGGGCAUUCGUUGAAGACCUUCCUAAUUAACUGCAAAUAUGGUGGUUAUCCAUGUUCACCACAAAACUUUACAACUUUCAAUAAUCCCACAUAUGGAAACUGUUUUACAUUUAACCAUCCAGAAAAGGGGGCUUCAUUAACUACUACGUUUCCUGGACCUUUAUUUGGUCUUUCCCUGGAGUUAUACCUUAAUCAGGACGAAUACAUACCAGCUCUAUCUCCAGAAGCAGGUGUCAGGGUUGUUGUUCAUCCACGAAAUACCAUGCCAUUUCCUGUAGACAAUGGUAUCUCUGUAUCACCAGGUUUCGCAACAUCUAUCGGAUUAAAUGCAGUUGAAAUGAUAAGAUUGGAACCUCCACAUUCAGAUUGUGCAAACAAAGGUUUAAUAAAUGAUCUUUACAUGAAGAAUUUGAAGACAAAUUAUUCCAAGUUGUCGUGUAUGAAAUCUUGUUAUCAGAUGUUGAUUAUUGAAGAAUGUAACUGUUCCGAACCUUUUUAUUACGUGGAAAAUAGAGAAAAUGUGUGCAACAUGACCAAUAAUACUAUAGCACAGUGUACACAGAAUAUAAAGACAUCAAGACAAGCUGAUUAUGACGCAUGUGACGAUAAAUGUCCGCAGGCGUGUUAUGAACAAAGAUAUGAAAAAUCUAUAUCUAUGGCGUCGUGGCCCUCUGAUGCUUACGAGAAACAACUAACGGAUAGAGUGCAAAAGACCAGUAGUACUUUAGUAAAUCAUAAAGACUUUAAGACAAAAGAAUUCGUAAAGCUGCAAGUGUAUUAUCAAGAGUUAGUGUUUAAAAGAAUAGAAAAUACGAAAUCGUAUGAGUCAAUGAAUCUGAUCAGUGAUAUUGGUGGUCAGUUGGGUCUAUGGUUGGGUUUAUCAGCUAUAACUAUUGGUGAACUUAUUAGCUUUUUGCUUAUGGUAUGUAGGGCGAUGUACAUCAAGCUAUUACCAAGGAAGAUAACUCCUGUGACCAAAGUGAAGCUGGACAACAUGCGUUAAACAAACAAAACACCAAAACAUAUAAAAAAAUAUAUAAUUUACCUGCAUUG
Molecule: messenger RNA, 1618 nt
Organism: Patella vulgata (common limpet)
Lineage: Eukaryota; Metazoa; Mollusca; Gastropoda; Patellidae
Product: degenerin unc-8-like
Exons: 9
Coding region: 828-1568 (246 amino acids)
Biological process (GO): sodium ion transmembrane transport
Cellular component (GO): membrane
Molecular function (GO): ligand-gated sodium channel activity
Source: RefSeq, a predicted model, not a curated record